GGUGGCGCGGCGGAGCCGGUUCGGUUCGGCGGGGCCCAUGCGCGCGGCGCUGCGGGUUGGGGGGGCCCUGCUCGGUACCGAGCGGCGGAACGCGGCCUGCAGAGCUAUGGCCGGGCACAGCUCCGCCUCUACCGCCGGGAUCAUCGUCAUCGGGGAUGAGAUCCUCAAGGGCCACACUCAGGACACGAACUCCUUCUUCAUGUGCCGGCGGUUGCGUGCCCUGGGUGUGCGCGUGGCCCGCGUCUCCGUGGUGCCCGACGAGGUGGACACCAUCGCUGCUGAAGUGGCCGCUUUCGCCUCCCGUUUCACCUUCGUGCUGACCUCGGGGGGCAUCGGCCCCACUCACGACGACGUCACCUUCGAGGCCGUGGCCAAAGCUUUUGGGGAGAAGGUGGCCCCGCACCCGGAGCUGGUGGCCCUGGUGCAUAAGUUCUUCGGUAAGACAGACAUGCAGUGCCCUGAGAUGAAGCUGGCUCGCAUCCCCGAGUCCUCACGCCUCAACUAUGGCACAGACCAACUCACAGGCAGUGCCUUUAAGUACCCUCUGGUCAGCGUCCGCAAUGUCUACAUCUUCCCGGGCAUCCCAGCGCUAAUGGAGCGUGCCCUGGAUGGCCUCAGCCAUCUCUUCCGCAGUGAGCAGACCUGCUUUCACUCCCGUGCCAUCUACGUGGCAGCUGACGAGGUGCAGAUUGCUCCCGUGCUGGAUCAGGCCAAUGCCAGCUUCCAGGGCCGUGUGAGUUUGGGCUCCUAUCCGGACUGGGCCAACAAUUAUUACCGUGUGAAACUGACGCUGGACUCGGAGUCGGAGCAGCACUUGGAGGAGGCACAUCGCUUCCUGAUGGAGAAGCUGCCGCCGGGUGUGGUGGUGCCGUUGGUGAUUGACUGCGUCUCGAGGGCGGCCGCUGAGGUUUAUGCCCUGGCUGAGUCAGCAGGCUCAGCCCUGGGACAGAAGGUGACAGCAGCACUGCGGACCAUUGAGGAGGCUUUGGACCGGUACAGCCUGGCCCAGCUCUGCGUGGGUUUCAACGGGGGCAAGGACUGCACAGCCCUGCUGCACCUCGUCCAUGCUGCUGUGGAGAGGCGGUUCCCGGAGAGGCAGGAGAAGCUGAAGGUGCUCUACAUCCGCAUCGUGUCCCCCUUCCCUGAAAUGGAGCAGUUCAUCCAGGCGACCGUGCAGAGGUACAACAUCCAGCUGUGCACAGUGGAGGGCUCCAUCCGGGAUGCCCUGCUCACCCUGAAGGAGCAGCAGCCACAGCUGGAGGCCGUUUUGAUGGGCACGCGGCGCACCGACCCCUACUCGUGCACCCUGACCCCCAUGUGCAUGACAGACCCUGACUGGCCCCAGUACAUGCGGGUGAACCCGCUGCUGGACUGGACAUACAGGGACAUCUGGGAGUUCCUGCGCAAGCUCUUCGUCCCCUACUGCGUCCUCUACGACAAGGGCUACACCUCCCUGGGGAGCAUGGCCAACACAAUGAAGAACCCAGCGCUGCUCUACACUGACACCCGAGGCCGGGAGUGCUACCGACCCGCCUACGAGCUGGAAAACGAGGAGGAUGAGCGCACGUCCCGCCGGUGAGAGCUCGGGGAGCUGCACCGAGACCGAUGGCAUCCACGAGCGUCAUCCCCGCUGCUGGGGACAGCGCUGAAUAAACCUGCUGUGCUCAGCA
Messenger RNA from Gallus gallus (chicken), 1670 nucleotides. It is a transcript of the gene FLAD1, whose product is annotated as flavin adenine dinucleotide synthetase 1. Gene Ontology annotation, molecular function: FMN adenylyltransferase activity. Gene Ontology annotation, biological process: FAD biosynthetic process. Bases 38 to 1579 code for a protein of 513 amino acids. The transcript is spliced from 7 exons. The record is from RefSeq and is a predicted model, not a curated record. Lineage: Eukaryota; Metazoa; Chordata; Aves; Galliformes; Phasianidae.